This is a messenger RNA of Contarinia nasturtii (swede midge), 2369 nucleotides long. RefSeq lists its product as uncharacterized. Gene Ontology annotation, biological process: proteolysis. Gene Ontology annotation, molecular function: serine-type endopeptidase activity. The coding region runs from base 14 to 2176 and encodes 720 amino acids. NCBI's taxonomy places the organism in Eukaryota, Metazoa, Arthropoda, Insecta, Diptera, Cecidomyiidae. The transcript is spliced from 10 exons. The record is from RefSeq and is a predicted model, not a curated record.
UUCACCGGUUAAAAUGAAAGCGAUAAACUUAUUCAGUUUGGCACUUUGUGCGUUGUGUGUUGUUAAAGCUUCAAAAUUCAAUGCUACAACUCGUAUACUUGGCGGUGGAGAUGCUAAAAGAGGGCAAUUUCCCUAUCAAGUGUCGAUUCGUUAUAAAAAUAAUCAUUAUUGUGGUGGUUCAAUUAUCAACAAUUGGUUUAUUUUGACAGCUGCACAUUGCACUCAGGGCGACAAAUCAUAUCCUGACAAUAUAAAGGUUGUGGUCGGAGCUAGAGAAUUGAAAAGCGGUGGGACCUGGCUCAGCAUAGAAAAAAUCACCAACUUUCCAAAUUACAGUCCUACAAUAUUUCAGAAUGACAUCUCAUUAUUGCGUACUGCGCAAGAGAUUCAUUUCACAGUUUUAAUUCAACCAAUCGCGCUGCCCACUUCUAAUUUGAUGAUAGACGGAGCAUCGGUUGUAGUUUCUGGCUGGGGUUUCACUAAAAUGCCUGAUACUAUACUAGAUACGGAAAGCAAACCAUCCAAUAUUUUGCAAUUUACCAAACUUAAGGUGUUAGAUAUUUAUAAAUGUAUCGAUAAAUUCAAAGGAAAGGUUAAAGUUUCGCAUAUUUGCACACAAAGUUCAAUGAACGAGGGUGUGUGCACUGGAGAUAAAGGUGGUCCGUUAGUCGAUGUAAAUGAUCCCAAGACAUUGGUUGGAAUAAUUUUGUCGAGUGCACCGUGUGGUACAAAAGAUCCGGAAAUUUUCACACGCGUCUAUGCAUUUAUUGCAUGGAUUAAACAGGAAAUGGCGGAACAAAAACCGGAGCUGACAACUGUACAACCACCAACAGAAGCACCUACAGAAAUGCCCACUGAAAAACCCACAGAACCUUCCACUCAAGCAACAACACCUACCCCUCAAAUAACAACAUCUACCCCUCAAACAACAACCCUUACCAUUGAAACCACAACCUCUACCCCUCAAACAACAACUCCUAGCAUUCAAAUAACAUCCCCUACCUCUCAAAUAACAACACCUAGCUCUCCAAUAACAACACCUAGCUCUCAAACAACAACCCCUACCCCUCAAACCACAGCACCUCCAACGCAAACUGAAAAGCCUCAGUUUAAGCCUGUCAUUCAAAUAGGUCCUGUAUAUAUUUUUAUAAAAAAACUUAAAAUCCAUAAACAAAAAACCUCCAGUAAAUUUUUGAAUUUUCUACUCCAUUUAAAAGAACGACGUGGAAAAAGUAAAAAAUUACAAUUUGGCUUAUGCCUUCAGUUCAUAUAUAAAAUGAAAACGAUAAACUUAUUCAUUUUGGCACUUUGUGCUGUAUGUGUUCUGGCCGAUAUUAAAUUUCCAAAAAUCAAUCCCACAAAUCGCAUACUUGGCGGUAAAGAGGCUGCAAAAUAUCAGUUUCCGUAUCAAGCAUCACUUCGUAAAGAAGGAAAACAUUUUUGCGGUGGUUCUAUCAUCAGCAGUUGGUUUAUUGUGACAGCCGCAAGCUGUACCCAUGACUCAAAUCCAAAUGAUAUAGAAGUUGUAGUUGGCGCUGUAAAACUGUAUAUGGAUGGAGUCCCGUUCAGUUUGGAAAAAAUCAUUAACCAUCCCGAAUACGAUAAAAAAAAGAUACAUAAUGACAUCUCGUUAUUGCUUACUGCGAAAGAAAUCUCUUUUACAAGUUCAAUUCAAUCAAUUGCACUGCCCGCUGUUGAUAGAGUGAUACAUGAGAGGGUCCUAGUAGUUAGUGGGUGGGGUACAAAAAAACCUCUUACUGAAAGUAACCAACUAGAAUUCGCUGAAUUAUUGCAAUAUAUUGAUGUUGAGGUUUUGGAUCUUAAAAUGUGUGCUAAAAACGUCCCAUCUAGCCAGCUAAUCGAGUCAAAUAUUUGUACCUCAAGGUCAGUUGAAACGGGCGUUUGCACUGGAGAUAAAGGUGGACCGUUAGUCGAUGAAAAUGAUAAAAAUAGUCCAAAUGGACAAUCAUUGGUUGGAAUAGUUUCGUCAGAAAUAUCUUGUGGUACAAAAAAUCCGGACAUUUUUACGCGUGUUUAUUCAUUUAUUGAUUGGAUUGAAACACAAAUGAAAAUACAUAAGCCAGAAAUGAGUACAGAAAAACCACAAACGGACAAACCUGCCAUUCAUAUAGGUCCUGUAUUUGUAUAUAUUGAAAAUAUCGAAAUCUACAACUGAAGUGUUGAAUACCAUAUUGUAAAACAACAGGGUCCUCAACUCAAUUCAAAAUUAGAUUUUUUUAAUCAAUCGAAGUAUUAAAUCUCGCAUAUUGUCAUAUUUUACCGUCAUUUUGAUCGAGUGAAAAAAAAGAAAAAUUGACAAAAAACGAAUAUUUAAUAAAUGUAGUGGACAAAUCUAUAUCUAUGAUUUA